This is a messenger RNA of Amorphotheca resinae ATCC 22711, 972 nucleotides long. RefSeq lists its product as hypothetical. Bases 1 to 972 code for a protein of 323 amino acids. The transcript has 7 exons. NCBI's taxonomy places the organism in Eukaryota, Fungi, Ascomycota, Leotiomycetes, Helotiales, Amorphothecaceae. The record is from RefSeq and is a predicted model, not a curated record. Gene Ontology annotation, molecular function: metallopeptidase activity.
AUGUGGUGGGCCAUCUAUGACUGGGUGCUUCUGGCAUUGUGGGCUAUAAAUGCAGAAGCAUCAUACACAAUCCUCCGAUGCGACUCAUCGUCUUUUGCAAAGAUUCAGGGUGCCAUUACGGAGGCCACAAGUAUGGCUACAAAUGCUCUAGCUAAACUUCUCCUCCCGGGCGACGCUACGGUAGCUGCUGCCUUUACACCUUUAUUCAUAUCUUCCGAUGUGCCGACUCUACGAGGACUCUACACCCGAGUGCAGAAUAUCGACACCGAUCCAUUGGACGUCACAUUCUUUUGCGAUGAGAACCACAUUGAAUGGUCCGACCCGCGAAACGGCUGGAUGGAUACAGCUUAUACCUAUACGGCCACGGACGGCACAAUCCGGCAUGUUAACCAGUACAGGGUUGCUGCCGGUAAUCCAGGCACGUUGCCUGGGAUAAAAGGGUCGUAUGCGACUCUUGGCUAUCAAAUCCAAAUGACUUCCGACGUGGCAGAUUGCUCCGAUCAGGCGCAUGUAUACGUUUGGCCUCAGAGGAUCAACCCACCCACUGACGGCUCUGAUGGCUACGAUCAUCGCUCUCUACGCGACAUCAACUCACAGGGUAUUCAUCCCAACUUCGCAGCCCUGGAUAACAUCAAACCGCUCUCUGAGACCAUCUUCCACGAGCUCAUGCACGUUUACGGGGGCCUCGUCAGCCCCACCAGCGGUAAGAAGAAUAUAGUUGAUAUAAUCAAUGGAAAGCGGAUCCGUGGUUAUCAGUCUUGCGUCUCCACGAAUGUAAAUCGACUAGCCAACGGUUAUACACCGCUCCAGGCUGCUGAUUGCCCCACGAUUUUGGCUAAAGCUCUUUAUCUUCAACCGAAGAAUAAGCCGCCCAUGAUGUGGGAUACUGGGGUGGUUGACCCUAACUCUGGCGCACCAGUUGGGUUACCUGGACCAGGUGCCAACCAUAAGAGACAGAUUACUGUUAUAUAG